This is a messenger RNA of Amphibalanus amphitrite, 1532 nucleotides long. RefSeq lists its product as uncharacterized. The transcript has 2 exons. The record is from RefSeq and is a predicted model, not a curated record. Bases 11 to 1381 code for a protein of 456 amino acids. NCBI's taxonomy places the organism in Eukaryota, Metazoa, Arthropoda, Thecostraca, Balanomorpha, Balanidae.
GACAGAGUUUAUGACGAGAGGCACCCAUUGCGAAGUCCUGAAUAAAGCCGGAAUUGCCACCGAACCGUCCGAUACUCGACCCAUCUCGAUUCUGCCAGCAAUAAUGAAAAUUGUCGAGCGCGUUGUACAGGCGCAGCUCAUUGCUUAUCUCGAGGACAAUUGCCUGCUCUCCGAUUGUCAACACGGGUACCGUAAAUUCCGUUCCACUGAAACCGCACUGCACGUGAUCACCGAUCUGGCGCUUCACGCUAUGGACAACGGCGAGAUAAGUAUUCUAGUACUUCUCGAUUUAUCUAAAUGUUUUGACGUUGUUCCGCAUGACAAGCUGCUAGAAAAGCUGUCUCUCUACGGCAUCACUACCAAAUGGUUCCGUGACUAUUUGGCCGACCACGCGCAGCAGGUGCAGGUACGGUGCGCAGACGGAAGGAUGCUACUUUCUGAUAAAAAGAGCAAUGUGAUCGGUGUAUACCAGGGCGGCGCCCUCAGUUGUAUUCUGUACAUGCUGUUUGCGAACGACCUUAGCUUGCAUGUGCCGGACGGUGUUAGUGUUGUCCAGUAUGCUGACGACACACAACUGAUAGUGACAGGCAGAAAGUGUGACUUACCGCAGCUCGUCGCCCGUAUGGAGCACGCACUCGACAUGUUGUACCAGUGGUUUUGCUUCAACCGUAUGAAGCUCAACUCCAAGAAGACGCAGAUGUUAGUGCUAGGUACCCCCUCAAUGCUGCGCAAUGUACCACCUGUGACGUUGACCUUCAAUGGAGAUGUCAUUCCAGACUCAGGAGUAGUUAAAAACCUCGGUGUUCAACUUGACAGGCAUCUAAAUUUUGAGGCUCAGAUAGACAAUAUGUCCCAUAAGUGCGCCGGUAUUCUGAUAGCCCUAAGUCACGCACGUCACGUCAUACCUAGACCUGUGUUAAAGGGCAUCACAGAAGCUCUAGUGUUAUCCAUUGUGCGCUACUGCAUGUCGGUGUAUGGGUCUUGUACUAGCACACAGCUGCACCGUGUACAGAAGACCAUCAACUUCUGCGCACGUGUCGUGACCGGGAAAAGGCGAUGUGAUCACAUCUCGGGUGCCAUAUCGAGCCUCGGCUGGAUCACGGCCGAACAGUUGGUGGCUUACCAUACCUUGUGUGCAGUCGAGCGGACGAUGAAGUCAGGUCAUCCGGACUUUCUUCUUAAGACCUUCGGACAGCGAGCCCACCAGCGGCAUGAUCAUAACACCAGGCGAGCGGACUCGUUUACCCUUCCGGCCAUCCGUGUGGAGGCCGGCAGGCGGCGACUCUGUUACCGCGGUGUGUCACUGCUGAACGACAGCGGCAUUGAGCCUGGCACUUUGUCUUUCCGGGCAGAUGCCAGGCUGUUCGCUGGAUCUCUCUGAUUCACGAUAUCGUUUCUGGUGCGAGUGUAUGCAUGGUAUGCGAAUGUUUGUAGUCAUUUCCGUGUGCCUGUUCCAACUUCCCAUUGUAUUACCAUUCAGACGCGAGUAAGUGAAAAGCCAUGUAAUCGUGGAUCUUAUUCAAAUAAAUCUG